This is a messenger RNA of Paramormyrops kingsleyae, 8384 nucleotides long. Its product is annotated as ras-specific guanine nucleotide-releasing factor 2-like. Gene Ontology annotation, molecular function: guanyl-nucleotide exchange factor activity. The record is from RefSeq and is a predicted model, not a curated record. Gene Ontology annotation, biological process: Ras protein signal transduction. Gene Ontology annotation, cellular component: plasma membrane. NCBI's taxonomy places the organism in Eukaryota, Metazoa, Chordata, Actinopteri, Osteoglossiformes, Mormyridae.
AAGCCUGCAAACUCUAACAGAACCGGUACGGAGCGAUGUAUAAAUAACCCAGCAUGCAAACUGUCCUUUGUUUCUAGAAAUGAAAAUCUAUUCGGCUGAAGCGCAGGGAUCACUGCAGACAGCGCAGCUGAUAAAUCAGCCAUUUCUAAAGGCAGACCUACCCCUCGGUGUCAAAGCCGAUCACGGCUCCUCUCAGCUCAGACUCUGCUAUCACCGUCUCUUCCGAUCUUCGAUGAAUCCACUUUUAUUUAACAGCGGUGUCAGCACGUCAAGCUUACAAAUGAUUUUUAAAAUUCUGCAUGUAUUUAGUUUAGUUAAAUCGCAAACAUUUUCGUUUUAGGGACAAAAAAACUUCCAUUUAUGCAAGCAUGAAUUUGGUGAUUUACUAUGGAUAAAGCGCCUUUGGGACAUGGGUUGUAGCUCAGCUUACUCAAGAAGACUAACUUUUCCUUUCGCUCCGGUGGUAGGGCUUGGAUGCAUUUUUAUUUUUCAUCAGUUUUCUGCAAAGGCUGUGGAACUGAAGGAUGUGGUACAAAUAACACCCUUUAAACACUGAAUCGGAAAAUGCAGAAAAGUGUGCGGUACAAUGAAGGGCAUGCUCUUUAUCUCUCCGUGCUUGCGCGCAAGGAGGGCACCAAACGAGGCUAUCUCUGCAAGAAGACCACGGAUAACAGUCGAUGGCACGAUAAAUAUUUCGCAUUGCAUCAAAAUCUUUUAUUUUAUUUCGAAAACGACCAGAGCACUCGACCAUCUGGGAUUUAUUUGUUAGAGGGAUGUACUUGCGAGCGCGUGCCCGCGCCGAAAGUCUCCGCUAUAGGCAAAGAGACUCUGGACAAGCAGUACUACUUCCUGGUUAUGUUUGGCCAUGAUGGCCAGAAGCCUCUGGAGCUGCGAACGGAGGAGGAGCUGGACUGCGACGACUGGGUGGAUGCCAUCCAGCAAGCCAGCUACUCUGACAUCAUCAUUGAGCGUGAGGUGCUGAUGCAGAAGUACAUCCACCUGGUGCAGAUCGUGGAGACAGAAAAGGUGGCAGCCAAUCAGCUUCGCCACCAACUGGAGGACCAGGACACUGAGAUUGAGAGACUUAAGGCAGAGAUUGUCGCCCUAAAUAAGACAAAGGAGAGGAUGAAGCCGUACCAGGUCAAUCAGGAGGAGGAUGAUCCAGAUAUUAAGAAGAUUAAAAAGGUGCAGAGCUUCAUGCGUGGCUGGCUGUGCAGGCGGAAGUGGAAGAUCAUUGUUCAGGAUUAUAUAUGCUCUCCCCAUGCAGAGAGCAUGAGGAAGAGGAACCAGAUCGUCUUCAACAUGGUGGAGGCUGAGACAGAAUAUGUCCUGCAGCUCUCCAUACUGGUCAAUUGUUUCCUGCGACCAUUACGUAUGGCUGCCAGUUCCAAGAAGCCUCCCAUUAGCCAUGAUGAUGUGAGCAGCAUCUUCCUCAACAGUGAGACAAUCAUGUUUUUGCAUGAGAUUUUCCACCAAGGCUUGAAGGCAAGGAUAGCCAACUGGCCGACAUUAGUUUUAGCUGACCUCUUCGACAUCUUGCUGCCAAUGCUGAAUAUCUACCAGGAGUUUGUGCGCAACCACCAAUAUAGCCUGCAAGUUCUAGCUAAUUGCAAGCAGAACCGCGACUUCGACAAGCUGCUGAAGCAGUAUGAAGCCAAUGCUGCCUGCGAGAGCAGGAUGCUGGAGACCUUCCUCACCUACCCCAUGUUCCAGAUCCCUCGCUACAUCAUCACGCUCCACGAGCUGCUGGCCCACACACCCCAUGAUCACGUGGAGCGCAUGAGUCUGGAGUUUGCCAAAUCCAAGCUGGAGGAGCUAUCACGGGUGAUGCACGACGAAGUUAGCGACACUGAGAAUAUCCGCAAGAAUCUGGCCAUCGAGCGCAUGAUCGUAGAGGGCUGCGACAUCCUGCUGGACACCAGCCAGACGUUCGUCCGCCAAGGCUCGCUGAUCCAGCUUCCCUCGGUAGAACGGGGAAAGCUUAGCAAAGUGCGCCUCGGCUCACUCACCCAGAAAAAGGAGGCAGAGAGGCAGUGCUUCCUGUUCACCAAGCAUUUCCUCAUCUGCACUCGCAGCUCAGGGGGCAAGCUACACCUGCUGAAGCAAGGCGGGGCUCUGUCUCUCAUCGACUGCACGCUCAUUGAGGAGCCUGAUGCCAGUGAUGAGGAACCCAACUCCACGGGGCAGGUGUUCUGCCACCUAGAGUUCAAGAUCGUGGUGGAGACGCCGGAUGGCCUUGCCUUCACGGUGGUCCUGCUGGCUCCGUCUCGUCAGGAGAAGGCGGCUUGGACCAGCGACAUCAGCCAGUGCAUCGACAACAUCCGGUGCAAUGGCCUGAUGACUAGUGUGUUUGAGGAGAAUUCCAAGGUCCCAGUACCUCACAUGAUCAGAUCCGAUGCGCGUCUCCAUAAAGAUGAUGUUGACAUUUGCUUCAGCAAGACGCUCAACUCCUGCAAGGUUCCCCAGAUCCGCUACGCCAGCGUGGAGCGCCUACUCGAGAGGCUGACCGACCUCCGCUUCCUCUCCAUCGACUUCCUCAACACUUUCCUGCACACGUACCGCAUCUUCACUGCUGCCGCUGUGGUCAUGGAUAAGCUGGCAGACAUCUACAAAAAGCCCUUCACGUCCAUCCCAGUCAGGUCCCUGGAACUCUUCUUCGCCACCAGUCAGAGUGGGAGGAGUGGGGAGCUGCAGAACGACAAGUCCCCCCACCUGUGUCGGAAGUUCUCGUCGCCCCCGCCCCUCUCCAUCCCCCCCCGCGCCGUGUCCCCGGUCCAUGCUCGCAAACUGUCGCUCAGCUCUCCGGUGGGGGCCAAGACGGGGGCGCUGGACCUGUCCACCUCCACCCCCGCCUCCAGCGCCAGCAGUCCCACGUCGGCCCAGCCAUCGGACACUUCGUCUCCCCCAGCUGGCACCAAGGUCCCCUUGGACCUGAGCCGGGGACCCCCCUCACCCGAGCAUGGCCCCGUCACCCUGGAAGAGGGUGGAGAGGUUCCCCGCAUUGAUGCGCCCGGGGGUAAACUGCGCUGGAACAUUCGCAGGAGUCACCAUCAGGGUUCUUCAUCUGGAGGUAUCACCACACGUACGUUCCAAAGAAAAGCACUAUGUGGACAUCGGCACAGGAACUUGUCUACGAUUUUCGCCCCCACACAGAAUGGCAUCUUUGUGGUCUCUUGUGGUCCUGAGGAAACACAAAGACUAAGACUAACGGUGCUAGAGUCUGUGUCAAUGGACAAGUUCAUCCCAGAGACACCCCCAGUGAAUGAGCCAGGAGACAUGUCCCCAUGCCGAUCGCCUUCCACCCCCCGCCACCUCGCUCGCUACAGACAGCCUGGAGUCCAAUCAGCUGAGAGCCCCCGCUUCUCUGUGUCCCCCACCUCAGCUUUUGCCAUUGCCACAGCCGCAGCUGGCCACAGCAGCCCCCCCGGUUUCACAAACUCUGAGAGAACAUGUGAUAAAGACUUCAUCAUCCGCAGAGCUGCGACCAACCGGGUCCUGAACGUCCUCCGUCACUGGGUCUCUAAACACUCGCAGGACUUUGAGAUGAAUUGUGAUUUAAAGAUGUCUGUCAUCUGCCUACUGGAAGAGGUGUUGCGUGAUCCAGACCUGUUGCCUCAGGAGAGGAAAGCGACAGCAAACAUUUUAAGCGUCCUUUCACAAGAUGACCAGGAAGACACACAACUGAGGAUAGAGGACAUUCUGCAGAUUGCUGAAAGUCCCAAGACUGAGUGCUUUGAAUCGCUCUCAGCUAUGGAGCUAGCAGAACAGAUCACCCUGCUAGACCACAUCGUCUUCCGGAGCAUUCCGUAUGAGGAAUUUUUUGGCCAAGGGUGGAUGAAGGUAGAUAAGACUGAAAGGACACCCUACAUCAUGAAGACCAGCCAACACUUUAAUGAGAUGAGUAACCUGGUGGCAUCUCAGAUCAUGACCCAUACAGAUGUGGGCUCCAGGGCUAACUCCAUUGAGAAGUGGGUAGCAGUAGCUGACAUUUGCCGCUGCCUACACAAUUACAAUGGCGUGCUGGAGAUCACCUCUGCCCUCAACCGCAGCGCCAUCUACAGGCUGAAAAAGACAUGGGCCAAGGUCUGCAAGCAGACGAAAGCCCUGAUGGACAAGUUGCAAAAGAUAGUCUCAUCCGAAGGAAGAUUUAAAAACUUGCGGGAAACACUGAAAAACUGUAACCCGCCCUGCGUCCCCUACCUGGGCAUGUAUCUGACCGACCUGGCCUUCAUUGAAGAGGGAACACCCAACUUUACAGAAGAGGGUCUGGUCAACUUCUCUAAGAUGAGAAUGAUCUCACACAUCAUCCGCGAGAUCCGCCAGUUCCAACAGACUCCCUACAGGAUUGAACACCAGCCCAAGGUUACACAAUACUUGCUGGACAAGACCCUAGUAAUGGAUGAGGACACACUGUACGACCUCUCCCUGAAGAUUGAGCCACGACUCCCAGCUUGAAGCUUGUCCUUUGGCACAGUGAACAGGACGGCUAUAGCAGCCAGAAAACACAUGCCAGGCAGGCUGAGAGGCAAAGGAGAACAGAACUCUUGUAUGGCAGAGAGAGCAGAUUAGCAGAGAGAGACAGGAAACAGGAGAAAGUGGUCAGAGGAGGGGUGUCACGGCUUCAGAUGCAGUGCGGUCGCUACAUUCUCAGCAAGCAGAAUAUGAGAAGCUAGAGGCACAAAACAAGAGCAGGAGAUAGAAACGCUUCUCUAUUUUGAAGAGAAAAGGGGAAGUACUGGGGAACGUAGCAUGUACAUAAAUGUCAUUGCGUCAUCUGGCUUUUCUCUCCCCUCUUUGUGGUAGAAUGAAUGCCUCACAUCGCCAUUUUACGGAAAAAUAAGCUGUAUUCUAGGUGUGCUCUGUUGGCAAGAAUGACUUUAUAUGUCUGUAAUGUGUUUGUUAGCCUGUUUUGUUUUUAUUUCAGUCUCAGUUACAGUUUGGGGCGAGUAGACUGGUGCCAUAUGUGAACCCUUCAUCUUUCAUAUCUUAGACAAAUUGUCUCUAUCUGCAGUACUCAGAAUAGUGCACAGAACUCCAGUAUUUGAAGAGGAUCACCUAAGUGAAAGGCUUGUGCAAAAUUUUUUAUUAUUUUUUUUUAAUAUUUUGCGCAACAGUGUCAACAAGUGAAUCUGUUAUCCUGUACAACCUUAAACAGCUAUACAUGCAGUUUAUUUCAUUGCUAUAGAUAAUGCUUGUCUCCCAUCUUUUUGAGGAUUUCAUUCCCAUUCCAGCAGCCAUAUUGUUUCAUUUGCUGAUCUGUAGAUACUCGUGAAUGAGUGACUCACUUCAGGUUCCCGUUCUUGAGGUUUACGAUCUGACUGAUCCACAGUAAAACAUUAGAUUGCUUCUUUUUAAUCCAUUCAUUGUUGCAGCGUCUGGGAUUAUUUGUGUACUGUGUUUCAUUUAAUUAACAGUGACUUGUUAGCUAGGCAGCACAGUGGCUAGAUCUGCAACCUCACAGAGUUGUGGGUCCAGUUCGCUCCUCCAGCUCUGUGCAUGUUGAGCUUGCAUGGUCUCUUUGCAUCAUCUGGCCUCUUCUGUGGAACAUGCAGCUGGGUAAAUUAUUGUCUCUAAAUUGCCAGUUGUAUAUGAUUGUGUGCCCAGUGAUGGACGGGUGCCCAUCUAGGCCGUUAACUGUGUCAUGAGCUUGAGGAUUGUCGCAACAUUGCUCUGGAUAAUCAUUUAUGCAAGAUUAAUAAUUUAUUAGCUCUUUGAUUUUACACACAUUUAUCCAUCUGGUUAUUUAAUGAAGCUUUCCCAAUUAAAGAACCUUUUCCCUCCUGGAAUCAUAAAUGAAACCCUUUGCUCAUAAAUCCAGCAGGACCUAACACUAGAUCUAAUCCAAACUGAAGACAUUUUUCUGGUGCAGUUUAUAAUUGAUUUUUAUUUAAAAAGAUAAGAGAAAUAAAGAUUGUAAAAUAGUGACAUUUGAAGCCAGUAUUUCUAAAAGAGAUGCUUAAUUAUUAGUUAAUUAGAAGCCUGUGAUUUGCAUAUUACUCAGUGUGAAGUGAGACGGUAUUGACUUAUAGUGGUUAAUAAUAAUCAUCUGCUUCAGCAACAAAAUAUGACGUUAUAGCCAAUAAACCUUACUGACGAAAUAGUUAUGGUUAAACUGCUUUACGGUGUUUCAUCUAAUUAAAACAAUUUCAUACCUGUUCUGCUGCAAUGCCACAUUCGAAGUUCUGUGUAAUUGAACGCUUCCAUGCAUGCAUGCUUUGGUUACUUUCUAGCAUGCAAUGUGUCUCUGAACUGCUCCAUGGUUCUGUGAGUGCUGCCCUUCACCACAGAUCACGCCUUCCCUAGUGUUUUUACCCUUGGCAUCUUCAAGGUGUCCAGCUGACCACUUGUGUUGAGAUUUCGUCACUGCCUUGCGCACAGCUAUUGUAACAUACUUGUCGGGGAUACAUCCAGGAUGCAAUAGUGUUUCCACUGCAAAAGAUAUGUGGGGAAAUGUGUCCCCGACCACCUCAGCAAGUAGUUUGAGUGAUCAGAUCGCAAUGCAUCUUGGUGGUCAUUUACAUUUAUCAUUUAGCACUGUUUAUUUCUGAUCUGAUCACCUAAGAUGCAUUUUAAAACAGGUGUACACAGGAACAUUAAUAGAAAUCAUUGUUACAGAAAUGAUCCAUCUUAAACGUGACUUCAAAUGCUUUAUCAUGCUGUUAGAAGCAUCAAAAUGUUUCUAUUUUGAAAUUUCAAACAGGGUGAUGAAUCAGUGAUUAAGUGUUUAAUUGAUACUACUUGACAAUACUCUUGAUUUGAGGUUGAACUGAAACUGAAUAAGCAUGCAGAGUAUUCAAAAACCGUGAAGAUAUUGUAUAAGUGAUGUAUUAUCCCCCCCUGGUGUUUAAAGUCACUACAUAACAUUUUAUGAAUGCUGGGCCCAUCACAAAUGCAAAUCUUUUCCCGCAAUUUAUCUCCUUUUCACUGUGACAGCAGUUUCUGUAGAGAGUUAAAUGUGAUAUAUUUGCCUGGCUUAACGGUACAUUAUUUGUAUGUCAAAUAUUUCAUAACUGCAUCAAAUAUUAUGAGCUAACGACUCAUUAAAGUCACUGUUGCCUGGCUAUAUGGCUGAGAAGAUAAAUAUGUAUAACAGCUAAUUGUUGUUUAUAUAUUUGCACAAAGAUUAAGUUGGAGAGUUUACUGUGAAGAAAAAACAGACUUCUACAUCCCUAUAAAAACAACCACUUAUAUUUAUAUAUAUUUAAUAAGUGGUAGUUCGAAUACAAUGAUAUGCAUCUUUUCGUCAUCUUGUACUUGCUUGACCCAUAAAGUCAGGCUUUGUCCUUAAAAUGUCCUUUUUAAUCUCCAUGUAAUAGUUUUUGUUAUUCUCAAGACUGACAUACACCUAAUGUGACCAUCCACAGUAGGAGCGUUGACUGAAAUGCCUUAACACAUGACCAGCCAUAAAUAAAGGAAUUUGCCUAUACCGAGAAACGUUAAAACUGAAAUUCAUCUUGGGGAAUGUAGACAACAUCAGCAUUGCCUCCCAUGAGAAAAUGCUCAAUUUGUCAGCCUUGGUACAUGUUUCGUUAUUUUCGUUUUAGUUAUCCAGGUAGUGCAGCUACAGUGGAUUAAAUGAUUUAAAAAAUAUAAAUCUUUUAAUGUUGUACUGGAGAGCAGUACAUUUGUUCACAAAACAUACAUAUGUAUUGAUUGUUACAUUUUUUUUCAUUAGUUGAGAAGGCUAACAAACAUUUGUUAAUUAAAAAAAAUAAAAAAAUAAAACAAUUAAUUAAAAAAACCAAUGCAUUUAUUGUGAUUGACUGUUUUUUUAUGGUUGAGAUUCAAUCAAAGACCUGUUUAUUCAGACAAAAUAUAAUAAUGAAAAAAGGAAAAAGUUAUAAUGAAUUAGUAAUUUCCACAGGGCUUUGGGGUGGUGCGGACAGCAAUGUAGCUAUGCUUGCAUGACUAGAUUAGAAUUUUUUUGCUAUUUAUUUCAAUAAAGUUUUGAUGUAUUUAUGUACAUAGUGUGUCGCAAGAGAAGCUGAACUGCUUAUGCUAUUUAUUUUAAAGUCUGCUGGGAAACAUUCUGUUGCUUUUUUUAAGUUGUAUAGUAGGUAUUUUGUCUCUCCAAAGUCAGCAUAAAAACAUAAAAAUUUUAAUUAUGUAGCACAAAAUUUGUUAAUUUUCCUGUUUUUAAUAAUUUACUGUAAUGGCAAGUUCUACCGAUGCAGAAAUGCACAGCAUUGCAUGUGCAUGUGCCUGAAUAGACCAAACUGGGGUGUCUGAUUUGUUUUAAUUUAUACUGUAUAUUAUUGUAUAAAAAUUAUUGUUGUUGUUUCUCCUUUUCUCUUUCUCUUGUCUCUUCUUGCCCAUUCUUUAGGAGUGUGUAUGUCUUAUCCUAGUCAAUGCUUACAUGUAAAAUAAAAGUCUUUUGAAAGUGU